CGAGCCUGUGUAAUGUGUGCGUGGCAGUGACGUCACAGAGGAGGAGUCAGGUGCGUCUCCGCACAGAUGAGCGCAUACCUGCACCUUAGAGCAUUUCACGUCGAUUUAACCGACAAGAAAGUUUUUGCAGCUUGACACCAACUUGCUCGCACCUGCUCUCGUUUGAAAGCUCGGUUUCACGGUGUACUCGGUGAAUGCAUGUGGAUUUUCUGCUAGUACGACUGAGCUCCUAACAGGUGUUGGGGCACGCCGCCCGGAGAGAGGACAUGUCCAAUGGGAAAAGCGCAAAUGCUGCACAGAACUCCUCACAGAUGACCCUGAGAGAGUGCCUGGAUGAGUGUAUGGAGGCCCUGGAUCUCUUCCUUAACAACCACUUCAGUGAGAGCCUUGAGAGGCUGCGGCCAAGAGUGAAUGAGAGUAUGUACCAUGCUCUUAUCUACGCCACAGUGCUGGAAAUGCAGGCCAUGAUGACUUUCCAGCAUGAUGACAUCAGCAAUGCAGGAAAUACCAUGAAGAGUGCCCAGGAGGUGUGCCAGAGGUUUCGGCGAAAGUCCCCUGGUCUGGCUAACAAGUUCGUAGGAGAAUCACUCACUGAAGUGCAGCUUCAUGCUGAGGUGUGUUAUGCAGAGUGCCAACUCCAAAGAGCCGCUCUCACCUUUCUACAGGAUGAGAACAUGGUGAGUUUUAUCAAAGGAGGAAUCAAAGUACGAAACAGUUACCUAAUUUACAAAGAGCUGCACUCCCUCAUAAAGUCUCACAGCUGUGUCGAAGGACCCAGCCACGUCCACUUAGAGGGAGGAAUAUCAUUUGGAAUAGGGGCGUUUAAUCUGACGCUGUCUCUAUUUCCUCCACGGAUACUCAAAGUUUUGGAGUUUGCCGGCUUCUCUGGAGACAAGGAAUAUGGUCUGUCCCUGCUGAGAGAUGGCGCGACGGGGAUGAAUCUACGCUCCAUGCUGUGCGCUCUGCUACUGCUCUGCUACUACACCUUUCUCACAUUUAUAUUAGGGACAGGUGAGGGAGAAGUGAAUGAAGCUGAAAGCCUGCUGAAACCGUUCCGGCUCCGCUAUCCACGGGGAGCAAUAUUCCUCUUCUUUGCAGGCAGGACUGAAGAGAUUAAGGGGAACAUUGAUGAGGCAGUGACACUGUUUGAAGAUGGCUGCAAGGCCCAGCAGGCGUGGAAGCAGUUCCAUCACAUGUGCUACUGGGAGCUGAUGUGGUGCUUCACCUAUAAGCGAGCAUGGAAGAUGGCGUACUUCUACGCAGACCUACUGAGCCAGGAGAGCCGCUGGUCCAAGGCCAUGUAUGUUUACAUGAAAGCUGCUUAUCUGAGCAUGCUACCUAACGACGAGGCCAGGCCUUUUGGGGAGGACGAGGUAGAGCUCUUUAGAAAAGUGCCUACCUUCAAGCAGAAGAUAGCAGGGAAGUCUCCCCCAACUGAGAAGUUUGCUAUCCGUAAAGCCAGGCGGUACAAGGCUCCCCGCCCAAUCAAGCUACCAGUGCCAGUGCUGGAGAUGAUGUACAUGUGGAACGGUUUCAGUAUGAUCAGCAAACGACCAGAGCUGACAGAAGGCAUGAUGCAGACUUUGGGGGAGGCAGAGCGCACCCUGCUGGAGUCUCCUGAAAAUGAGUAUUCGGUGGACGACCGCUGUGUGAUCCACCUGCUAAAGGGUCUGUGUUUGAAGAACCAGGGUGCGCUUGAGGCCGCAGAGGGAUGCUUCAUCAAAGUGCUUUCCAGUGAAAAGAAAAUCAAGUUUGACCACUACCUCGUGCCCAACUCUCUGGUUGAGCUCAGUCUGCUCUACAUAGACCAAGGCAGAAGGGAGGAGGCCAUUAAACUGCUGCACAAAGCCAAACAAAACUACAAAGAAUACUCGAUGGAGUCUCGUACUCAGUUCAGGAUACACGCUGCUCUGGCCAAACUGAAGGCUGACCCUGGUGAAGAGGAAGACACUCACCUAUAGCAAGACGGUUCUUCAUGAUUGGAAAGGCUCUUCACACUGGACUCUGUUUCCCCUCACACUUCUGUGUGUUUUAUUUCACGGUUUUUAACUCCUAUCCAUAUUCAACUUUUGAAAACCACAUUUUAUCACUGUGUUCAGGUUUUUUUUUUCAUCACAGUAUGCACAAACAUAUCACUGGACAAAGCUGUUAGAAUAUUUACAACAGCCCGUCCUCCCCAGACUGCCUUCCAAGAGCAUUAAAGUGUCAAGUGGAGUUUAACAUUUUGAGCUAAGGGACAUUUUAUUUUAUGGAUGAUGUUUUAUUGUUUACACAGAAAAUUAAAGAACACUCAGUUUUAAUCAACACGUGAUUGAAAGCAACUAUAAAUAAAUUUUAAAUGCAAGAAAUUUUAGGAUUUAAUGACAUAUAUAGUGAUGACUUUAUUUUAUUGUUUGUGAUUAUGUAAUUAAAUUCAGCAUAGCGUGCUGAACAAGAAGUAAUUGCCAAAAACAGAAGAAUUUAAAAGCCUAAUGUAGAAUAGAAUAAGUGGCUUGAAUAGCCAGCAGCCAGUUGUCCCAUUCUGUGUGGCUGCAGAGGUGAAAAUAACUGUUUACGGCUCUUCUAAACUCACUUGCAAUGUGUAUGAAACUGAUCAGAUUUAGUGUUUAGGCAGAUCAGUGUGUACACUUUCAAAAAAAACUUUGUAAUGAAUAAAAAUUAUUUUUGCAUAAAUAAAUUCUACAUUUGAAUGUU
Scatophagus argus is the source of this 2694-nucleotide messenger RNA. RefSeq names its product tetratricopeptide repeat protein 39A. Gene Ontology annotation, molecular function: protein binding. The coding region runs from base 267 to 1961 and encodes 564 amino acids. Lineage: Eukaryota; Metazoa; Chordata; Actinopteri; Scatophagidae. The transcript has 18 exons. The record is from RefSeq and is a predicted model, not a curated record.